CGGUAAACUACUGCAAAAAUUUAAAAGAAAUGGCCGGCCACGUAUGCGUUUGUCUUCAAUGAAGAAGGUGAUUCUCCACUUUUCCAUUAAAGUCCCUCCUUUGCUUUGCCCUCUUCUCAAUCCCAAAACAUGAUGGUGAUGAUGAUGAACUCCAUCAAACUCUUCUUAAUUUGCUGUGUGUUCGUGGUCAUGUCUCUUUUCGCUCCUGCUCUCUGCUCAUCCACAUACAACAUUGCUUCAUGUUUGACGCAACACAACAUAAACAACUUCACCACUAUCCCCACCACCGAAAAUGAGUCGACACAGUACUAUGCGCUGCUCAAUUCCUCCAUCCAUAAUCUGCGGUUUUCAGGCCCUGCGGUCCCCAAACCGGUCGUGAUUAUCUUCCCGGAUAGUGUCGAGCAGCUCAGGAGUUGCGUUGUGUGUUGCAGGGAAGGCGCGUGGGAAAUCAGAGUACGGUGCGGUGGGCACAGCUACGAAGGGACUUCAUGGGUGGCCACCAACGGAGCCCCGUUUGCGGUCAUCGACAUGAUGAAUCUAAAUCAGGUCCGCGUGGACCUUGCCACCGAGACAGCUUGGGUUGAAGGUGGGGCUACGCUAGGAGACACCUACUAUGCCAUUUCACAAGCGAGCGAUGUCCACGGGUUUUCAGCAGGGUCGUGCCCAACCGUGGGAGUGGGCGGACAUAUCAGCGGUGGCGGAUUCGGGCUAUUGUCAAGAAAAUAUGGACUAGCGGCAGAUAAUGUGGUCGAUGCGCUCCUUGUAGACUCAAGGGGGCAGUUGUUGGACCGCAAAGCCAUGGGGGAAGAUGUGUUUUGGGCAAUUCGCGGUGGCGGCGGCGGCCUCUGGGGGAUUAUCUAUGCCUGGAAGAUCAAGUUAUUACAUGUGCCACAAAAAGUGACAGGCUUCAUAGUCUCUAGGCCAGGAACAAAACACCGAGUAGCAAAGUUGGUCGACAAGUGGCAGCACAUUGCACCUAACUUAGAAGAUGACUUCUAUUUAUCAGCUUUCGUAGGAGCUGAUUUGCCACAGAUGAAGACAACAGGGAUUUCAGCUACCUUCAAGGGCUUCUUUCUGGGUCCAAGAACUGAAGCCGUCUCUCUCAUAAUCCGGAAAUUUCCAGAGCUUGGCAUUGAGGAAGAAGAUUGCAAGGAAAUGAGCUGGAUUGAGUCCGUCCUGUUCUUCUCGGGGCUUGGCGAUGGAAGCUCCAUUUUGGACUUGAAAAACCGGUUCAUAGACUACAAGUACUUCAAAGCCAAAUCGGACUACGUGAGGUCUCCAAUUUCCUUGAGUGGGAUCCUGGAAGCCCUGGACAUACUCGAGGCAGAGCCCAAAGGGUAUGUGAUCCUGGACCCUUAUGGAGGAAUCAUGCACAACAUAAGUAGCAAAUCCAUUGCUUUUCCGCACCGGGAAGGCAACUUGUUCACAAUCCAGUACCUCGUCGAGUGGCAUGAGAACGACAACGAGGGAAGAGACGGGUACCUGAAAUGGAUCAGAGGGUUCCACGAUUCGAUGACGCCCCAUGUCUCAAGCGGUCCGAGGGCAGCUUAUAUCAAUUACAUGGACCUUGAUCUUGGGGUGAUGCGACUGAUUGAUCCUAGUGCUAGUAACGAUGGUGCAGUGGAGAUCGCCCGGGUGUGGGGUGAGAAGUACUUCCUGGGGAAUUACGAGAGGCUCGUGCGAGCCAAAACAAAGAUCGACCCUCUCAAUGUGUUCAGUAAUCAGCAGGGGAUUCCUCCCAUGUCUUCAGGUGGCGGUGCCGGAACGGGACAUCUCGACGUAGCGAAAUGAGCUCGAUAACAUUGUCGUAGGCGAAAGAGGAGAAGAGGAAAAUGUGGAGGCUUUGUUCAUGGUGAUUCGAUGCAUAUGCGCUUACAAGAUGAGGGAUAGGAGUUUCCUGUUUGCAUCAGGUUGAGUCUUGUAGGUGGUGGUUGUUGUUAUGCUACGAGUCUCACGUGGUUUGAACUAGAAAAACGACCACCUGAUGUCUCGAAGCCAGGGUAAAUAUGAUUUACAUUACAGUUUUAUGCCACUCAAAUUAAGCAUCA
Molecule: messenger RNA, 2048 nt
Organism: Syzygium oleosum
Lineage: Eukaryota; Viridiplantae; Streptophyta; Magnoliopsida; Myrtales; Myrtaceae
Product: berberine bridge enzyme-like D-2
Exons: 1
Coding region: 130-1791 (553 amino acids)
Molecular function (GO): FAD binding; oxidoreductase activity
Source: RefSeq, a predicted model, not a curated record